Messenger RNA from Hypoxylon fragiforme, 2749 nucleotides. RefSeq lists its product as uncharacterized. Gene Ontology annotation, biological process: cleavage in ITS2 between 5.8S rRNA and LSU-rRNA of tricistronic rRNA transcript (SSU-rRNA, 5.8S rRNA, LSU-rRNA). Gene Ontology annotation, molecular function: polynucleotide 5'-hydroxyl-kinase activity. The record is from RefSeq and is a predicted model, not a curated record. Gene Ontology annotation, cellular component: nucleus. Lineage: Eukaryota; Fungi; Ascomycota; Sordariomycetes; Xylariales; Hypoxylaceae. Bases 105 to 2474 code for a protein of 789 amino acids. The transcript has 4 exons.
AUCUCUCGAUUUCGAUUAAACCAUUUAAAGAAAUUCAACAACUUUGAAGCUUCAUUGGGAUUUUUUGAUGCUCACCUCAGGCUAUGUAUUAUGUGUGAGAUAAAAUGGCCACAAAUAAAAAACGAAAAUUAAACAUACAGGAGAACAUACAGGAACCUCCACAAACUAUGAGUGCCUUCGCCCUACGUAAAAAGCUGCUUAGCCAGCAAAGUAUUGCUGCUACUCCUGCGUUGCCCAAUGCAGAUAUAACGAAUGAGGAUAACCCUACCUCAUCUCCUCAAGAUGCUUUAGAUGAUGCAUUAGACACCAAAGGGACGCGAAGUCCCAAAAAGGUAAAGAAGGGGUCAAAUAUUCAACCCUCAAAUCAUAAGAGUGAAUACCGUACUCGUUUAAGGAACUCAACUCUGGAUCUUCCACCGGCGUUCAGAAAUAAUACCUCCAAGGCUAUUGCCAGUCCAGUAACAAGAAGCCCUUCACCUCCUCUUAUCGAAGACCAAGAGGAGGUCCCAAUCCAGCUAUUCAAGGCUCCGCCCAUUCAACUCUCUAACUUCAAACCAACCAAAAACAAUUAUAAAGAGCGAAAGGAUGGGAGGAUAAUAUUGAAACUUUCUGCUGGAGAUCGUCUAGUUAUUCUCGGCAAUUAUGGCAUGCAUACGACAGCUGGUGAGAUUACUAUCAAUGGCGCAACGCUGAGGGGUUCGGAGGAAGUGCAUUGGGUAGACGCACCAUAUUGUCAUGCCCUUCCUGUCAUCAGAUGCCCGGAAAAUGCUACUCUAGAACUGCUCCCUCACCCUAAUGCCGAGGGGUUACGAAGUCUGGGAAGACUUUCCCCCCAAUUUAGAAAACUCUGGAACGAGGCAAGCUCUUCAGAAGAUAAAUCUACGUCGUCAGAUUCCAGCUUUCAAAUACUGUAUUCGACAGCAGAUGGCCCCAAGCGGGCUGUGAUACAAAAUUUGAUCUCUCCUCCUGAGUGGAACAGGGAUAUCACCAAGCUGAUCAAUAUAACUAGCUCGAAGCCCAGCUCAAUUAUGAUUACAGGGCCGAAAUCUUCUGGAAAGUCUACCUUUGGCAAGAUACUUGCUAAUCGAUUCAUCACCGAUCGGACAAGCGGCUCCAAGAAACGAGCUUACCGCGAGGUGGCUGUACUCGACUUAGACCCUGGACAGCCUGAGUAUUGUGUCGCUGGCCAGAUCGCCUUGGUACACCUGACAAAGCCGGUGCUUGGUCCAUCUUUUAGUCGUCCACUAUCUAGCUCCGGGAUUCGACAAAUUCGAUCUCAUGCUUUAGCUUCCGUAUCCCCAGCUUCAAACCCCGAGCUAUAUCUAGAGGCCGCCGUGGACCUUAUGGCGCAUUAUCGAAAUUCUCUGGGGCGGUGCCCCCUUAUAAUCAACACGCCAGGAUGGAUACAAGGCACAGGACUCGACUUACUGACCUCUCUCAUUGCGAGUUUGCGGCCCGCUGAGGUUGUGUACAUGUCCGAGUCUGGCCCUGCCGAAGCAGUAGAGGCUCUACAAGAGUCUUGCAAUGCCAGUAGCUUUUCUAUGCUUCCGUCCCAAACCUCUCAGCUCACUUCGAGGACACCGGCGCAUCUUCGUUCAAUGCAGACCAUGUCAUACUUUCACGCAGAAUAUCGGAAGGUGGGCGCAAAUGAUUCCCCGGUUUCGUGGAACCCAAAGCCCCUGACCGCCAUGCCCCCUUGGCAAGUCAGUUACAAGGGUCCGAACCAUGGCAUAUUUGGAAUCAUGUGUUAUGAUUAUCAGGUACCUUUGGACUUAUUAGCCGAUGCGAUCAAUGGCACAAUCCUCGCGGUCGUGGGAGUCGAGAAUAUUAAGGCGUUUAAAUAUUCUGCGAACGAUGGGAAACCAUCUGAUGAUUCAGUUGCGAAUAUGAUGGAUAUCGAUUCUAUUGAUGGGGAGCCACAGAAUAUAACUGCAUCGUCAUUCUCACGGCUUGCGGAGAACACCAUCGCUUCGUCACCCGAGGGAAUCCCAUUUAUCGACACUGCGAACGGAACGACCCUCGAUCCAAAAUAUUCUCAUUCUCUCGGCUUAGCCCUCGUCCGCGGCAUCGACACCGAAAACGGCACUCUCCAGCUCCUAACUCCCAUACCAUCCGAAACCAUCGAAACCAUCCUUUCCAUGGGAGGACAAAUUGUCCUAAUCAGCGGCAAAUUCGAUGCUCCAGCUUGGGCCUACACCGAAGAUUUAUAUUACCGAGCCAGUGGCGAGGCAGCAGCAGACAACGACAAUGCGGCUGAUAACGUGGACGAAUCGAUGGAACUAGUCGAGGAUGGUCCGGAACAUGUCUCGGAUGCAGAUGCAGAUGCAGAGAGCGGGAACUUGCCGUACGCAGGUGCCACGGAUGCGACGCCGGUUCCCUGGAUCGAGGUGUUACAUGGGAAUCAGAAACGUGGGGCCGGGUCCAAAGUGUGGAGGGUAAGGCGAGAUUUAGGCCGUGGGGUAAACGGUACGUAGUACAUGUGUACUUUGGGUACAGGGACGGUCGUGCCCCACAUACAUUUAACCUUAGAUCCCGCAGGUGUUAUUCAAGUUCUCAUUGGUUGGGCCAAAUAUGUACAUAUGCAUAUGCAGGAACAUGGUUGUUACGCAGACGUCCCUGCCUUACAGCACAUGCGUCGUUGAUUUAAUGUCGCGCUAGUACCUAUGUAUACAAGGUACAUGCACCCAAACCGGGCCAGACACCAUAUCCAACCAAUUUUCAAAUACCAUAGUUAUAUCUUACAAAAUAC